Messenger RNA from Ahaetulla prasina, 2577 nucleotides. It is a transcript of the gene REEP2, whose product is annotated as receptor accessory protein 2. Gene Ontology annotation, cellular component: endoplasmic reticulum membrane; cytoplasmic microtubule; endoplasmic reticulum tubular network. Bases 93 to 893 code for a protein of 266 amino acids. The record is from RefSeq and is a predicted model, not a curated record. Gene Ontology annotation, biological process: endoplasmic reticulum tubular network organization. Gene Ontology annotation, molecular function: taste receptor binding; microtubule binding. The transcript is spliced from 8 exons. NCBI's taxonomy places the organism in Eukaryota, Metazoa, Chordata, Lepidosauria, Squamata, Colubridae.
UCCUUUCGCUGCUGCUCCUGCAGCUGGUGCUGAAAGCCAGCUCCCAAUCGCCGCCGCUACUGCCGCCGGAGGAGUCCGGGCCUCGCUUUGCCAUGGUGUCCUGGAUCAUCUCCCGGCUGGUGGUCCUGGUUUUUGGCACCCUGUACCCGGCCUAUUCUUCUUACAAAGCUGUGAAGACGAAAAAUGUGAAAGAAUAUGUUAAAUGGAUGAUGUAUUGGAUUGUGUUUGCCUUCUUCACCACAGCAGAAACACUCACAGACAUCAUUCUGUCUUGGUUUCCCUUUUAUUUCGAGUUGAAAAUCGCAUUUGUGAUCUGGCUGCUCUCUCCUUAUACCAAGGGAUCCAGCGUCCUGUACAGGAAGUUUGUUCACCCAACGCUCUCCAAUAAGGAGAAGGAAAUAGAUGAAUAUAUUAGCCAGGCCCGUGACAAGAGUUAUGAAACUAUGAUGCGUGUUGGCAAGCGAGGAUUAAAUCUGGCAGCAAAUGCAGCAGUUACUGCAGCUGCAAAGGGCCAGGGGGUUUUGUCUGAAAAACUUCGGAGUUUCAGCAUGCAAGACUUGACUUUGAUUCGAGAUGAUGACACAAUGCAUUUGCAAAGCCCUGAGUCACACAUGCAUACGUCUUCUAAGGGCCAUCUUGAAACUAUUGAUGAUUCAGGUGCAUCUUUUUACUCUUCAUCUGAGGACAUGGCUAUGACUCAGAGACAUAAUGGAACACAAUCUGAUUCUAGAACUGAACCAUCUGAUGAUGAUACAGGAGACAAAGUUCCCAAACGAACCCAGAGCCUUAAAGCUCCUAAGAAAACAAUAAAGACUGAGCCUCCACAGAAGGCAGUGAAAGCCCGUCCCAAGAAGAAAGCUACAGGCUCCACUGCUGUUGGCGAAUCAGCCUAAGGACAAUCCAACUGAAAAUCUUCUGCCACUGUGAGGGACACUCUCCAAGGAAUGGGAGCUGAGAUCAUGUACAUAACAGCUACUGCUUUGUAGAGCUCAUUCCCAGGCGAGAUGGUGAUUGAAAUUCGGCACACAGAUCAGAGGAUGGCCAUCCUCAGGAAUUAUAUACUCUUCAUCUUUGUGAUGGAAAAUGCUAAUCUGUCUGUAUAUAGCCUGUUGUUUUGGGAUUCCCUCUCCAUGUGUAACCCUAGUAGAGAAACUCUUUGCUGGAAUACCUCUUUAAUUAGGGUUAGAACCACUUUUGGCAGAGAGGCUGGUAAAAAAAAAUUGGUGCAAUUUGAAAUUCUAAUUUGCAUGGAGAGCUCCUGGUAGCUCUUCACUUGCUGUCAUGAUUUAGCUGCUAUGGGGAAUUGUUGGGAAGUGCCUGAAGCAAGGUGACUGGUACUGAAAACUAUCGUUUCAAAAUUGUCUCAGCAAAAGAAAGAAGGAGAAGUGAUAGUUUGCUGUAAACACAACAUCUUCGCUGUCCGUGAAGUGGGUUUUAGCAAAGAAUUUCUUGGCGGGGUGGGGGGGAUGGGCGGGCUUCAGUGACUUGAGGAAAAGACUAAUAGUGAUGAGAAUGAAAGUGGCUGGCUUUGCUACCAGUAUCUGGUCUUUCUAUGCAGAAGCCUCUUUUGCUUGGGUAAAAAUUAUUGUGACUUUGCUUAUGUUAAGUAUUGGAAAGGGGAAAUGUUUUUUAAAAGUAGAGGAAAGAUGACAAAACUAAGUGAAUCGUGGUUGGAGGAGGACAUAUGGGAAUGCCUGAGCCUAGAUCACUCUCUCCAAAGAGUUAGAAUCCUGAAUAAUUACAAUCAUAAGUAUCAAACCUUUGGACCCCUUCUUCAGAGUUGCCUUGAUAUUUUAAGUUUUAUAGAUUGGUCUGUUUUCUGUAAGAAUUAUUUCAAAGAAGUGGUUGCGUGAAAGAAGUUGGUCGAUAGUAAGCUGAAUGGUACAUAAGUUUCUGCUGGCUUUUGUUUGCAGUCAGAUUAUAAAUUGAAGUUAAUCAGCACAUCCAGGGAAGCUGGCCAAAAAUAAUAACCCUUUUUGGAGUUUUUCUGAGUGGCAUUUUGUAAUAAGUGGUAGGGACAUUUCCACUUAUUCUAAAUGUAAACAAUUGAUGCGACUACUCAGCUCUCAGGAAUUACUACUUUCUACCAUCCAGAUCUUCCAUUGUUCUCUACUUGUGCUAUUUACUUGGUAGAGACAGUACUGUUUGGUGUUAGAUGACCACAAGAAUUCAGAUUUUAUAUAGAAUGAUGAUAUUAUCUAAUUGGUAAUGAAACAUCUGCAAGAAAGCAACCAAGCUCAGAGAGAGACAACAGAAUUACAAUAAAAUCAAUGAAAGUAAUCCUUAAAAUGUACCAUUUCACAAACUUUAAAAUAAAUACAAUAAUCUAAAAUUAUGAAGUUAGGAAGCUUAGAUAAAUACUAGUGACUCUGGUUUUUACUAGGUUAGCUCCAUUUUAUGAAUACCAUGGACAUCAAGGCCACCAGUCUUUAAAGAUGAAGCAAAUCUUUGCCUAUUGGGUUUAUUCACAACAUCUUAGGUGGCAGUACCAACUUUUAGAUAUGCAACAUAACACUUCAAUGUGUUGUUUGAAAACUUUUUUCCUAGCAUAGGCUACUGAAUUUACUAAUUUUUAAA